Messenger RNA from Cadophora gregata, 759 nucleotides. It is a transcript of the gene RRP46, whose product is annotated as exosome non-catalytic core subunit rrp46. The record is from RefSeq and is a predicted model, not a curated record. The coding region runs from base 1 to 759 and encodes 252 amino acids. Gene Ontology annotation, cellular component: cytoplasmic exosome (RNase complex); nucleolus; nuclear exosome (RNase complex). Gene Ontology annotation, biological process: poly(A)-dependent snoRNA 3'-end processing; rRNA catabolic process; U4 snRNA 3'-end processing. The transcript is spliced from 3 exons. NCBI's taxonomy places the organism in Eukaryota, Fungi, Ascomycota, Leotiomycetes, Helotiales, Ploettnerulaceae.
AUGGCACCUUCAGCGGAUCCCACGGCAAUUCUGUCGCAUCUACACCGUACAGAUGGGUCUGCAACAUUCUCACAAAAUGGUUACACAGUCAUUGGUGCCGUGAAUGGACCACUCGAAAUCCAAAGGCGCGAUGAGCUUCCAGAAGAAGCUGCAAUUGAUGUUAUCGUACGACCUGCGGCUGGGGUUGGAGGAACGCGGGAGCGACAUCUUGAAUCCAUCCUGCAAUCUACCCUCCGCCAGAUCAUACUCAUUCACAAUUUCCCGCGAACCUUAAUUCAAAUAACUCUUCAGAUCACGAGCACCCCUGAGAAUGAUACUGCGGGGUCAAAGUUGUUGCAAGCAAGCUCGAAUCUACCGAUCCUUCCCACUCUCCUUCAAACCGCUAUCAUGGCCCUUCUGUCCGCCUCAAUUCCUCUAUCCAUGACCUUGACCUCAACGUUCCUUGCUUUGACCUCAGGCGGCGCCUCCAGGAGCAUUGUUGUAAAUCCUACCCUCGUCGAAUCUCAAGCCGCGAACUCUGUCCAUGUGAUGGCUUUCACAUCUCAUGGGGAUCUACUGGUUGCGGAGAGCGAAGGAGACUUUACACUGAAGGAUUGGGAGGCGGCUCAUGAUGCGGCAAAAGCAAUAUGCUACGACGAUCCAAACAUAUCUGGAGUCAUGGCUGAUGAGGGCAUGGGUGAGAAGAAUGAGAGCCUGAAGAUGUUUGUCAAGUCAACACUGGAGGAUAAGAUCGAGAACGAUCUCCACUGGAAGGACUGA